Molecule: messenger RNA, 2688 nt
Organism: Adineta ricciae
Lineage: Eukaryota; Metazoa; Rotifera; Eurotatoria; Adinetida; Adinetidae
Source: the annotation of a GenBank genome assembly
AUGUCAUAUAGCAUAAUCGAUGGCUCACAUUUUCGUGGUGGUAUUAUUUCAUGGCGCCCGUUGAAUAGUACACCAUCGGGUAGCAGUGCGGAUAUUCUCAUACAUCAACGAUACUUUUUUGAUCGAAGAGCGGCCUAUUUCGGUGGUGCACCUUAUUGUACGGAGGCAGAUGUUACUGCUCAAACAACCAUUCCGGUCGGUGGUACGAUGAGCUGUAUGGCAAAUUGCUCAAGCUCUACUUAUUCUGGACUUUCGAUUGCUGUACAAACUACAGAUUGUAACACGCUUCCAAUUAUUUCAUCGUGGGGUGGUGAACGAUACGACUUAGUAUCAUUGCCGUUGACAACAUCGAUUGCAAUGGGCUUUGCCGGAAGUGCAUGGUUGAGUGCUCUGUAUGGCGGUGGUAAUGGUUGGUCAGUUGUUAAUCGAUUGAACUUAGGUUUGAGACCCGAUGGUUUUAUCAAUAGUAGUCCAGUGACAACGACGUUACCGGUGGUGUUUUAUCCAAUAAACACGCGAAUUACUCAUAUUAUACAAAUGGCAGAUAAUGAUGGUACUGACAUAUUACAAUGUCGCUGGUCUAAUUCAAAUAGUGGAAGCAAUUACAAUCGAGCAGAUGAAUGUUCAGGUGUUUGCAGUGCAUUGCCACCUGGAUAUGUCUUAACUGGAUCCAAUUGUACUGUUUCUUUCACUCUGCCAACUGCUAAUCUAUAUUAUGCAUGCUCCGUUCAAAUUGAAGAUUAUUAUAACAGUGCUGCUACAAGUCCAAUGAGCUCUGUUCCAAUCGUCUUUUUAUUCUAUGGAUAUGUAGCUUCUAGUACUGCAUGUUCACAACGUCCUCAAAUCAUUGGUGUACGACCAAACCGAGCUAAUGAAGAUUUUUUUUNUCCACCUUAUUGUACGGAGGCAUAUGUCACUGCUCAAACAACUAUUCCAGUCGGUGGUACGAUGAGCUGUAUGGCAAAUUGCUCAAGUUCUACUUAUUCCGGACUUUCGAUUGCUGUGCAAACUACAGAUUGUAACACGCUUCCAAUUAUUUCAUCAUGGGGUGGUGAACGUUACGAUUUAGUAUCAUUGCCAUUGACAACAUCGAUUGCAAUGGGCUUUGCCGGAAGUGCAUGGUUGACUGCUCUGUAUGGCGGUGGUUCUGGUUGGUCAGUUGUUAAUCGACUGAACUUAGGUUUGAGACCCGAUGGUUUUAUCAAUAGUAGUCCAGUGACAACGACACUACCGGUAGUAUUUUAUCCUAUAGCCACACGAAUUACUCAUAUUAUACAAAUGGCAGAUAAUGAUGGCACUGACAUAUUACAAUGUCGUUGGUCUACUUCAAAUAGUGGAACUAAUUACAAUCGAGCAGAUGAAUGCUCAGGUGUUUGCAGUGCAUUGCCAACUGGAUAUGUCUUAACUGGAUCCAAUUGUACAGUGUCUUUCACUCUACCAACUGCUAACCUGUACUAUGCGUGCUCCAUUCAAAUUGAAGAUUACUAUAAUAGUGCUGCUACAAGUCCAAUGAGUUCUGUUCCAAUCGUAUUUUUAUUCUACGGAUAUGUAGCUUCUGGUACUGCAUGUUCACAACGGCCUCAAAUCAUUGGUGUACGACCAAAUCGAGCCUGUAUUGGUGUUCCAAUUGGUGUUCAACUGAAUGAAACAAUAAUUGUUGAAACAUUUUGUCCCAACCAAGCUAUUGUUGAUUUCGUUACUAGUUCACCACUUGGAAUGCAGCAUAGCACCAUUCUUAACCCAAGUGCUAAUACAUGGACAAUGGUGUUGACAUGGACACCACAAGCGUCACAAGCUGGUCCGCAAGGUUUUUGUGCUGGUGCCGUCGACAAUAGUAGUUUACAAUCAGAUCCAUGGUGUAUAACAUAUCUAGUUGACUAUACAUCACCAAACAUCAUCCGUCCUACAGUUGUCCAAGGAUCUGCAAGUCCAGUCGGCACUGUCUUUGCAAAUCAAUCAAUGUUUUCCAUUCAAGCAACAAGUUUAGUUGGUCGUCCAACUCGUAAUAACACAAACGUUUGCUUUCGUAAUGCUACUUCGAACGCAUCAGUUCUAUGUUACGAUGCUGGAUAUUCACCGAAUGUGAUCUACACAGGAUACACCAUUGUUAUUGUUACAAAUAUCACAUGGACAGCCGGUGCAUUCUACUAUGUAACAAUGGAUAGUGGUUUUGCAAGUGGAAGUGUAUUUUGUCAUGCGGAGUCAGCACCGAUCACAGAUCCGACGUUUUGGGUAUUCAAUAUUUGGAAUCCGGCAGUUUCCAGCACGACCACAACGACGACGACACCCUUCACAACUGCAACAGUGACAACAAAACCAACAUCAACAACCAGUAUCAAUACUCUUUUGACAACAACUGGUAUUGUUGUAACAACAACAACACCUAUCACAACUAAUGCAACAACGACAACUACAUCACCUCCAACUACAGCUGCUCCAACAACAGCAGGUCCAACGACAUCAGGCGCAACAACUGAAUCUACAGUUGCUGUGAUGUACCCCAAAGAUUUCGAAGAUGCUUGCAAACAAACUGUUGGCACUAUGACAGCUGUCUUCUCAGUUGUAUUGAUGCCUGUUUAUGCUUUAGCCAUGUAUGCUACAUUCACCAAAGUGGCAAAUACAUUCAAUCCUGUCAAGAUUCAGGCCAAUACUCGACACAAACUACGAAUGAAACGCAUUCUUCAUUAA